AGAAAUGUUACUAAUUUGUGUUUCGGAUUGGACUAUAUAGUUCACCAUACAUGAAGGUUCAGUCAAUAUAUCUUAAAGUUCAAUACAACCAUAUCCAUUGAGGCAUAUAUAUAAGGCAAGGCAAUCAAAAGCAGAGGAAACAAACAGAGCUGCAUAGUUGGUAGUGAUGGACAGAGGCGAGUACUAUCCCUUAUUUGAAACCAAAAUGGGUAGAGGAAGAGUUGUCUAUAGGCUCUUUGCAAUCUCAUUAUUUGUAGCCAUAUGCUUAAUCUGGCUCCACAGAUUCAAUCACAUCAUAACCACAAACCAUACUCAACAAGAAGAAGAAGAUGGAGGAAUAUGGGUUUGGCUUGGUUUGCUUGCUGCAGAACUAUGGUUUGGCUUCUAUUGGAUUCUCACUCAAGCUUUCAGAUGGAACCAGCUUGUCUUCAGACAUCCCUUCAAGAACAGACUCUCCCAAAGAUAUGAACAUAUGUUGCCAGAAGUGGACAUAUUUGUAUGCACAGCAGAUCCAGAAAUAGAGCCACCAAUGAUGGUAAUAAAUACAGUGUUAUCUGUUAUGGCUUAUGAUUAUCCAACAGAGAAGCUUAGUGUGUAUUUAUCUGAUGAUGGUGGAUCAGAAAUAACAUUCUAUGCUUUGUUAGAGGCUUCUAACUUUGCAAAGAGUUGGAUUCCUUUUUGCAAGAGGUUCAAAAUUGAACCAAGGUCACCUGCUGCAUAUUUUAAUACUAUCAUUGACUCAGCUGACACUAAUCUUGGUCAUGAGUUGGUGGCUAUUAAGAAAUUGUACAAUGAAAUGGAAAGACGAAUUGAGGAUGCAACAAAGUUGAAAAGAGUACCAAAAGAAGCACGUUUAAAGCAUGGAGGAUUUUGUCAAUGGGAUUCAUAUACAUCUAAACGUGACCAUGACACAAUUCUUCAAAUAAUACUUCAUAAUAAGGACCCUAAUAACUCUAAAGAUGUGCAUGGUUUCAUUUUGCCAACUUUGGUGUAUCUAUCACGUGAGAAGAGGCCUCAAUAUCACCACAACUUCAAAGCUGGAGCUAUGAAUUCAUUGUUAAGGGUGUCUUCUAUUAUCAGCAAAGGGAAAGUCAUUCUAAAUGUAGAUUGUGACAUGUACUCAAACAAUUCAGAAUCUAUAAGGGAUGUUCUCUGUUUUUUCAUGGAUGAAAAGAAAGGCCAUCAAAUUGGUUUUGUGCAGUCUCCACAGACCUUUGAGAAUGUCACUAAGAAUGAUAUAUAUGCAAAUACUCUGAUAGCAAUUAAUGAGGUGGAGUUCCAUGGUGCAGAUGGUUGUGGUGGCCCUAUGUACAUAGGAACUGGCUGCUUUCACAAGAGAGAAUCUCUUUGUGGAAUGAAGUUCAGUGGUGAAUAUAAGCAUAAGUGGAAGAGUGAAAAUGACUUAUUCACAGAAGGAAAUUUGCAGGAACUAGAAGAAAAAUCAAAGGGUCUUGCAAGCUGCUCCUAUGAGGAAAAUACACAAUGGGGAAAAGAGAUGGGUUUGAAAUAUGGAUGUCCAGUGGAAGAUGUUAUAACAGGGUUAUCUAUGCAAAUCAAUGGAUGGAAAUCAGCGUACUAUAAUCCACCAAGGAAGGCUUUCUUAGGUAUAGCUCCAACAAGUUUGCUUGAAGUACUAAUUCAACAUAAGAGAUGGUCUGAAGGAGAUUUUCAAAUUUUGCUUUCUAAGUAUAGUCCUGCAUGGCAUGCUUUUGGAAAGAUUCCUUUGGGCCUACAAAUGGGAUAUUGUUCUUAUUGCUUAUGGGCAGCUAACUGUUUAGCAACUUUGUAUUACUCCAUCAUCCCUUCAUUUUACCUCAUUAAAGGCAUCUCCUUGUUUCCGAAGAUGUCAAGUUGUUGGUUCAUACCUUUUGCAUAUGUAAUAAUUGGAGAAACUAUUUAUAGUUUAUUGGAGUUUCUAUAUUGUGGAGGGACAUUUAAAGGUUGGUGGAAUGAGCUAAGGAUAUGGCUGUACAAAAGGACAAGCUCAUACCUAUAUGCAUUAAGUGACACAAUCUUGAAGCUUUUUGGAUUUUCUGAUUCAGCUUUUACAAUCACAGCUAAGGUUUCACAAGAAGAAGUUUCUAAGCGCCAUGAGAAAGAAAUUAUGGAGUUUGGAACAUCCUCACCAUUGUUCACUAUAUUAGCAACACUAGCAUUGUUCAAUUUAUUUUGUUUUCUUAAUGUGUUGAAGGAUGCAAUAUUAAGGGAUGGUGGCUUUGGAGCAUAUGAGAAAUUGGGAUUGCAAGUUAUUUUGUGUGGCUUUUUGGUUCUCAUUAAUUUGCCUCUAUACCAAGGACUUUUCUUAAGGACAGAUAGUGGCAAAUUGCCAAGUUCAGUUGCAUUGAAAUCAUCAACAUUGGCUUUAGCUUUAUUUCUCUCCUACAUCUUUGUAUGACAAAAAUAAGAAUUAUAAUUUGAUUCUCUCUUUCAAUUACGUAUUACUCCCUCCACAAUUCACCUUUCUAUUUAUUGAAUAAUAAUUGAUGUAUUUGGUCUAUCUAAAAAGGUGAAUUGUCUCUUAUAAAAAAGUCUGAAGGGAGUAUUAGUUUUCAUUA
Trifolium pratense (red clover) is the source of this 2555-nucleotide messenger RNA. Its product is annotated as cellulose synthase-like protein E1. Lineage: Eukaryota; Viridiplantae; Streptophyta; Magnoliopsida; Fabales; Fabaceae. Gene Ontology annotation, biological process: cellulose biosynthetic process; plant-type primary cell wall biogenesis. The coding region runs from base 167 to 2395 and encodes 742 amino acids. The transcript has 8 exons. Gene Ontology annotation, molecular function: mannan synthase activity; cellulose synthase (UDP-forming) activity. Gene Ontology annotation, cellular component: plasma membrane; trans-Golgi network. The record is from RefSeq and is a predicted model, not a curated record.